AGUUCACACCGCAGGAGACGGGGAGCAGUGACGUCACUUCUGGUCCAGCCCUGACUUGACUUCGCUUACUAGCAGUGUAUAUACUUAUAUAUAGGAGUGAUAUCAGUUUGUUAGAGUCCAGUCCCUGAAACAUCCAAGAUGCGUUUUUAAUGCACAUUUUCUUAUGCCAAAUAGAUAGUCUUGGAAAGAAGUUCACAAAGAUAACAGAAGAUGGAGAGAGACAUGAGGUCCAUGACCGAGAGUAUAUUAAACCUCACUUUGGAAAUCAUCUACUUACUGACCGGAGAGAAUUAUGUUCCCGCAAAGAAGUCCAGAAAGCGUGGAACUACCCCCAUGCACAUCCAGAUGUCGAGUGGACGAAAAAGGACACGUAAGGAAAGCAAUGAACCGAAAAUCCUAGAACUCACCAAUAGGAUCACUGAGCUACUGACUGGAGAGGUUCCUAUAAGGUGUCAGGAUGUCACUGUCUAUUUCUCCAUGGAGGAGUGGGAGUAUUUAGAAGGACACAAGGAUCUGUACAAGGACAUCAUGAUGGAUGACCCCCAGCCUCUUACAUCACCAUUGGGUAAGAGGAGAUGA
Messenger RNA from Hyla sarda, 579 nucleotides. RefSeq names its product gastrula zinc finger protein XlCGF66.1-like. The coding region runs from base 211 to 579 and encodes 122 amino acids. The transcript has 4 exons. Lineage: Eukaryota; Metazoa; Chordata; Amphibia; Anura; Hylidae. The record is from RefSeq and is a predicted model, not a curated record. Gene Ontology annotation, biological process: regulation of DNA-templated transcription.